Molecule: messenger RNA, 9141 nt
Organism: Myxocyprinus asiaticus (Chinese sucker)
Lineage: Eukaryota; Metazoa; Chordata; Actinopteri; Cypriniformes; Catostomidae
Exons: 2
Coding region: 5675-7072 (465 amino acids)
Source: RefSeq, a predicted model, not a curated record
UUUUAUUCUAAUGAAGUACUUAGUGGUGUCUGGAUCAGUGCUUACAACAGAAUAUGAACACCUUUUGAACAGCCUGAUCUAUUAUUAAGAACUUUUUGAAUGACUAUUUUUCCCCUGAAACUGUGAUUGUGUUGAAUUAUUUAUUCUUGAAAAUAAUUACAGCUUUAUGAUUGCUCUGACCAUGUGGUCAGAAAACUUCAACUAACUUUAUGCAUCCGCAAACCUUUAAUGGUACUUGACACAUAACAUUUCAACAUGAACACAUAUAUAUUAAUGUAUAAGGGAAAGUGUAUAUCAUGUGUCCUGAAACUGAUCAAUUUUAUUUAUUUAUUUUUUUUUUUUAAUCAGGGCACUAGUUCACUUCACUAGUUCAUUUAAAUUGUCCUGCAGUGUGACAAAUACAUUUUUAAAUGUACAAAUAUUCUGUGUAGUCUCUUAAUCAAUAUGAGAUCAUGAAAGCUGCAUGCAGAAAAAUGAUAAAAUAGUUAUCCAAAUGCUAUAUAAAUUAGUUUUACAUGGAGUAUACUGUAGCAUGUCACACUGCAGGACAUGUUAAUGUCACAAAAGUAUGUCAGCUACCCUUUUGCAAGAGUUCAGCUACCCUUUUGCAAGAGUUCAGCUACCCUUGUGCAAGGGUUACACACAUCAUCAUAUCUUUCUCUUUAUUCUUACAGCUUUAUUCUUUAAAAAAUGGGAUGUAUGCCAUGAUGAAAUGGUUACACUGUCACAAUAGCAGUACUGUCGGCUUAUUUACAGCAUAAAUGACAAGCGCAACAACUCUGUAACGAUCAGCUCUUAAUAACAGAAUAUAGUUGAAUAGAGUCUACAUAGCAUUUAUUCUUCAAGCUCAGGUUUAGCUAUAUGUGAUCCUCUAAAUGCAGAGUCCUCAUAACAUCAUAACAGUCUGAUAGACUGUAAGUGCCUGACUUUGUGAGUCUAUAUCAUAAGUCUUUUAAAGUCAGUGAAGACUGUUCUCAAAUCAGCACUCUGCCACUGAAUCCGAGUGAUUUCCAGAGUCUGAUUCAAAGUGAUUUGGAAUUGUCUAGAUAUGUUUUUUUUGGUCUCCAGAACAACCACUGGUGUCUGGUCCUCUAGAAGGCUGACCUUUGCUCACCUCUCUCUCCAGAGCUCUGGGUCACCUCCACACAUCUGGGAGCCAUUUCCUCCCCAAAGGACCCACUUCCUGUAGGCAGCUACAAUGGAGGGGGAGAGCUUCUGCAUAACAUGGAGGUGGGAAAGGUAAGGUAAGACUGAUCCAGUUCCAGGUCAUGAGAAAUGUAAGUCUGACCUCUAAUAUGUGAGGACAUGAAGAUGGCUUCGUUGUUAAUGCAAACAUUCAUCCAAAAGAAACAAUUCUGUCAUACGUUACUCACCCUUAUAUAAUUCCAACCCAGUAUUAUUUUCUUCAUUCUGUAUAAAACAAAAGGGGAUCUUAGGCAUAAAGUGGAUAGUGAUUUAUACUGCCAAGCUCCAAACAGGACAAACACCAUAAAGGUUGUCCAUAUGACUCUUGUGCCAUAUUCCAAGUGCGUGAUGAACAGAUCAGUAUUGUGACAUGCAAGAACCAUCGGUCUUUGCUGUCAAUUAUGUCAAACACAAGCGAAAAUAACUUUUUUUUUAUAACAUGAAAUAUCCUAACCCUGACCGUAACCUCAUAAAGCAACCCUAAAUUGGAUUCAGUUAAACAUUAAUAUUAAUAGCUUUGCUCAAAAUGUCUGAAUAUCCAAUAUACUGUGGGCCAAUCUAUCAUAAACUUGAUCUUCAUUAGUUGACAAAAUGCACCAACAAAAUAUAGCGAAAGUCACAAAGCACAGAUGAAGUUCUAAAGAUCUAAACAGAACUGUAAAUUCUGAUGGAUAUUGCAUAAAUAGCUUUGGGCUUUUGUUCCGCACUUGCGGAAUUUCCUUAAAUUGUUUCUGAAGCUGCAUCUCCAAAGAAUCUUUUAAUGUCUGCAUGGGCAUCUGGUUUCUGCCCGAUUCAAGAUGGGUUCUUUUCAUUCAUGUCUUAUGCUAUUGAACCAAAAUAACUGCAUGGCCGUAGGAUUCUUCCAAUAACUCCCUCAAACCAGUUUCCCUCUUCACAGAAGUAAUGCAACAAUUGAACCUUCCAUCAAGGAGGGUGAUGGUUAUAAAUGUGCCAUAAACAGGUCAUAACAGCUGGUAAAAGAAGAACUCGAAUUUAAAGUGGAUGAACAGUAGAUUAAUUUAAGAUCACACUAACACACACACAAACACACACACACACACACACACACACACACACACAUACAUAUAAACAAUCCGGCUUGUGCUUGGGUGCUGUUACAUGUUAUACUACAUCUAAAUCUACUUUAAACAUCAUUUUUCUAAUUUACUAAUAUUAUAAUUUCUAAUUUUUUGCAUGCAGAUUUUAUUAUCUCACAAAAUAUGAUUAAAAGUAGUGCAAACUUGUUGAAAUGAUAUAUAUUUAUUGUUAUUUUUACUUGAUGGUAUUAUUAAGUUGUUGCGAUCUGAAAUGUGUUACAUCGCAGUUCAUUACACAACACAAGUACAGUAUGUGUUGCAUUCUCAGCAUUGCUCCAAGGGGCACUAUAGCGAACAUUAAUGUAAACCUUCCACUUCUGUGGUGAGUUUUCUCUUUCAUGUCAACUACUGUCACGGCGAAUCAACAGUUUGAAGAGAAUAUUGCUGUUUAUCAGCAAUAUAAUAUUUAUAACAACUUACCUGAAUAACAACAUCCGGCUUUAUGGCACAGACUUUUGAAGGUAACGCUAUCACCCCCUUGAGUACUGAGGUUUGUAAGUGCCUCAGUAAAGCAAAAAUGCAUGUUAAGUAGACCCCAUGUUUAGCUACAGUGAUGUGCAUAGACCUUAGCAGGGACAGGGGCGGAAGGAUGAAAAAGCACCAAGGUAAUACACUUGUUUAUUUAUUUAUUUUCAGACAUGGUCUGUGAUAACCCCAUGUUUAUGACAUGUGUUAUAGUAAAACCAUGAUAUUUUUUUAAAAUACCUUGGAGUACCAUGACAGUAUCAUGAAAUAUGAACAUGUUCAGUCAUUCAGUGACAUGGCAUUACCCUGGUAACGUGGUGCACGGUGCGAAGGUGCGAUGAGAAAGUGUGAGCGCGAGGUGAUCGACUGUGUUCCACGAAUGCUAUAGGGUCCUUGAAUAACGUAUAACAUGCGAGUAAGGGUGGCCGGUGGAGUUUCUGCUGGCCCCCUAGGGUAUGAUGGUGCCCUCCUAGGGAGUUGGCACCCUACGCAGACUGCGUACUAUGCAUAUAGGGAGCUGCGGUACUGUGGUAGUCUAUUGGUAUUUUUCUGAAUGUAAUAAGUCUAAUGGCUCAUUAGUUUCAACAAAAACAAACUGGCUUUGGCUGAACCUGACAGCUCCUUCAGUUUAUGUCAAUAUUCUAUAAAAGCCGUAUUGAAUUUCUAUUGCUGAAAGCGACGCGACCGCUCCCAUUAUAAUGAAUAAAUCUGUCCUCACUUCAGGUGUGCGAUGUCGGAAAUGCGGUAUAAAUCGAGUAUUAUUCUUUUGAUGAACUUACAACACAAUACAUUGAGUGGACUUUUUAUCAGACCUGUUACUCGUCUGAGGUAACAGCAAUUCGAUGCUCCGGGGCGAAUUCAAAAUGGCAUUUUUUGCUCCUGCGGGAGGGGAUGCCACUCGAAAGCUCAUUCAAAAUGAAAGUGAGAAAAUUCAUCUUUUCUCGUAGGGCUCUUCCACAAGACUGUUAGUGAAGGGUACAUUCAUACAGUAAUGCCAUGUUUCCUUCAGAGUACCCACUUCAAGGUCUCUGCAGUUUGGAGUGAGUAUAGGGCAUAGGGAGGUUCACUUGCAAUUGGAAUCCGCCCCCGAUCUGCUGUAACGCGCACUCUUAAAGGCACCUCAGCUUAAUUUUUUUUUAAUAAGUUCGCGAUUUACCAAAAAAUCUCAUAAUAAUACUUUAUUACUGUUAUUGUGAGAUUAUGAUGAGAUUUUAAUUUUGUUUUCUUUGGGGGCUUGGGUAGCUCAGCGAGUAUUGAUGCUGACUACCAUCCCUGGAGUCGUGAGUUCGAAUCCAGGGUGUGCUGAAUGACUCCAGCCAGGUCUCCUAAGCAAUCAAAUUGGCCCGGUUGCUAGGGAGGGUAGAGUCACAUGGGGUAACCUCCUCGUGGUCGUGAUUAGUGGUUCUCGCUCUCAACAGUGCGUGUGGUAAAUUGUGCGUGGAUCGCGGAGAAUAGCAUGAGCCUCCACAUGCUGUCAGUCUCCGCAGUGUCAUGCACAAUGAGCCUCAUGAUAAGAUGUGCAGAUUGAUUGUCUCAGAAGCGGAGGCAACUGAGACUUGUCCUCCGCCACCCGGAUUGAGGUGAGUAACCGCGCCACCACGAGGACCUAGUAAGUAGUGGGAAUUGGGGAGAAAAGGGGAUAUAAUAAUAAAAAAAAAAAAAAUUGAAAAGAUUUGUUUUAUUUAACUAUUUUAACUUAAUCAUUAAAAUUUCUCCCCUUUUUCUGGACAACCAAAAGGGCAUCUUUAGAUUUGUGAACAAAAAUGCCCCCAUUAUGUUCACAUCAGUGUUUAGCUGGACCGUCCAUUGGCAAUGCAUUGACCAAGUGUUGCCGUCUGCAUUUGCGUGUUUACCUAAAGUAUGUUUCUGGCCUAAAUAUGCAGAUACUUUUGGAACAUUGCUUGUCCAACCAGAGAAGCACAACUAACUGUUGCAUAAUGCACAUUUUGCAAUCAAAAACUGCAUUUCCCAAAUUAUUAUUUUUUGUUAAAACUACACUAUGUAACUUUUGGCCCUUUAGCGGUUGAAGCGUAAAACUGCAAGUUACUUGUGGAGGAACAUUUUACGUGAGUUGUGUUUCAGCACUGCUCUUCUGUGCAGAUGAAUCUCAUGGUUUGAGGACUCAGAGAUGUUUACCUGGAGAUCAGGAGUCAGGACUUGCUAUUUUCAUGUUGAUAUGUUAUUCAUUUAAACAUUUAUAGCCGAUAUAUUACUUAUUUUGAGGAAGAUAAACAACACUCUUAAUUAUAUUUUAAUAUGAAUAUUCAAGGGUUUUAUCCACUACACAAUGCACAUUAAUGUUUGUAUUGUACUACACAUAUCAAUUUAAGAAGUGAAACUCAUGAAAUGUCUAAUAUGUGUUCAAUUCAAGACACUACAUUUUUAUAUUACAAUCUACAGCCCAAGUGGACAAUGCAGGUGAACCGUUAUACUACAAUUGUAGAUAUAUGCACUGCACACAAGACUGUAAUAUAAAAACACAAAACGAGGAUUUAAUAAUGAUGAAAUAUAAUUUAUUGAACAUGAAAAUAAUAUGCAGAAAUAUGCAAUAUAAUAAUUACAAUAAUAAAUGUUUAAUCUUUUAUUUGGAAGUUAUAAUGCAUAGAUGGUUACUGUAAUGUUUAAUGUGUGUGUUCAUGUAUUUCAUGUCUUUUAUUUUGAAAAGUUUAGUUCCUUAUGUCAUGUGUUCCUGGUCAUGUGAUGUACUGUUUUCCCUCCAUGUUCAUGUGUCUUAUUUUCAUUGGUUCAUUGUUUGAUUAUCUUAUUUAAAGUUCUGUUUGUUCAUUGGUUAUCUUUGUCAUGUGUUCCCCCAUGUCCAAGUAUUUAAGCCGUCAUGUUUUCCAUUGUCCUUGGUCAGGUAUUGUGUGUUUGGUAAUGUAGUCAUUGUUUAUAGUCAAGUCAAGCCAAGUUUAUGUCAAGCCAAGUUUAUGUCAAGCCAAGUUUAUAGUCAAGUUCAUGUUUAUGUUUAUGUUUCACAUUUAUAUUUAAGGUUUUUGGAUUUCACGUUUGUUAAUAAAAUUGCAGGUCGCAGUUCUCUCAGCCUGGCUCAGUAUAUCGACCUUACCCUGCAGAUUACUGGUUCUACGUUCACUGUGGGGGAGGCAGAUGCCGAGCCAGAGUCCCACGUCAUGGUCGACGAGCCAGAGUCCCACAUCUUGGUCGACGAGCCAGAGUCCCACGUCAUGGCCGCCGAGCCAGAGUCCCACGUCAUGGCCGCCGAGCCAGAGUUCCACGUCAUGGCCGCCGAGCCAGAGUUCCACGUCAUGGCCGCCGAGCCAGAGUUCCACGUCAUGGUCGCUGAGCUAGCACCAUCUUUUGCCCCGGAUCCUCAGCCUGCUUCAUGCCAUGUCAUGGUCACUGAGCUAGCGCCAUCUUUUGCCCUGGAUCCUCAGCCUGCUCCAUGCCAUGUCACAGCAAUGCCUCAGCCUGCUCCAUGCCAUGUCACAGCAACGCCUCAGCCUGCUCCAUGCCAUGUCACAGCCACGCCUGAGCCUGCUCCAUGCCAUGUCACAGCCACGCCUGAGCCUGCUCCAUGCCAUGUCACAGUAAUGCCUGAGCCUGCUCCAUGCCAUGUCACAGCCAUGCCUCAGCCUGCUCCAUGCCAUGUCACAGCCACACCUGAGCCUGCUCCAUGCCAUGUCACAGUCACGCCUGAGCCUGCUCCAUGCCAUGUCACAGCCAUACCUGAGACUGCUCCAUGCCAUGUCUCAGCCAUGCCUGAGCCUGCUCCAUGCCACAUCACAGCCACGCCUGAGUCUGUGCCAUGCCAUGUCAUGGCCACAUCUGAGCUGUUAGACCUGGAGAUGGUUCCCGCCCUUGUGCCCAUCCUUAGUUCUCCUGAUCAGGCAAGGGGAACUUUCGACCCUCCGACCCCGCCUGGACCCUCUGAGCCCUGGACUCCACCUUGGCUUGUCGAUCCUUCGACAUCGCCUCAGCUCUGCAUUCCCUCGGCUCCACUGCCUGUCGGCUUUGCCGGGUUCCCUCGUCCCUCCAGCUCCUCGGUCAGUCAGUCACCUGGCUCCACCUUGGCUCUCCGAUCCUCUGGCUAUGCCUCGUCCCUCCAAUCCGUCAGCUCCACCGGGGACCUCCUUCCUUACGGCUCCACCUUGGUCCUCAGUCCCACCGGCUCUGCCUCAGUCUUCCGAUCCCCCAGCUCCACAUUGCUCCUCCGAGCCUCCAGCGCCGCCUUGGGUACCCAGUUCCAUGGUGUCACCCUUCAAGUCUCUCACAGCUCUGCCUUCCAUGGCUCCGCCCUUCAAGUCUCUCACAGCCCCACCUUUUAUGGCUCUGCCCCUCGAGCCUCUCGGGGCCCAUCAACAGGUUAAUGUGUGUGUCCAUGUUUUGGGGCUUCAGGAGCUGCCCCUAGUGGGGGGAUAUGUCAUGUUUAAUGUGUGUGUUCAUGUAUUUCAUGUCUUUUAUUUUGAAAAGUUUAGUUCCUGUUUCAUGUCAUAUGUUCCUGGUCAUGUGAUGUACUGUUUUCCCUCCAUGUUCAUGUGUCUUGUUUUCAUUGGUUCAUUGUUUGAUUAUCUUGUUUAGAGUUCUGUUUGUUCAUUGGUUAUCUUUGUCAUAUCUUUCCCCCAUGUCCAAGUAUUUAAGCCCUCAUGUUUUCCAUUGUCCUUGGUCAAGUAUUGUGUGUUUGGUAACGUAGUCAUUGUUUAUGUCAAGUCAAGUUUAUAGUCAAGUUCAUGUUUGUUUAUGUUUCACGUUUAUAGUUGGGUUUUUGGAUUUCACGUUUGUUAAUAAAAUUAGCACUCGGGUCCUUCUUGUCAUCGUCUCUUGGUUUUCCUCAUUGCUCCGCAGCAGCCUCGUUACAGUUACAUGCUAAACAAAUGAAUAUACAUUACUAUGCUAUGAAAUUGGUACAUUAUAAACAGCUUGAGAUGAGCAUUCUGUACAUUCAUUGGAACUACCUUGUACCUAUAGUGGCUUUUGAUUUAAGCAGGCUAUCUGCUAAAAGGAAAAAAAUACUAAGUGUCCACACACUGAUUUAUUGCUCCAAAAAUACUUUAUUGGCUUACACUUGCUUGCAACGUUUAUGCCAUAAGGUCUUCCUCAGGCAAUUUUUUUUUCUCCCAUUUUUCAGCUAAAUGUACAAUGGAAAGUGACAACAACUUGUGCAUUUCUGUGACUGAGGUAAAAACGAAAAGAUUGCCUAAGAAAACAGCAGCAAACUACUAAGAAAGAACGUGGUAUUGUUAAUAUUGUUCCCCUGGUUCCAGGAAGCAUAGAUGUCUUGUGCACCUUUAUUUCAUUUAUUAAAUUUAAGAGGCAGUGCUGUGUGGUAGGUUGUGGGGAAAGGGCCUGAUCUGUGGGGCUCAUGUUUGUUCCUGUUGGAGGAGGGGGACCUAUAAGUUGAUUUAAUAGCGUUUCCACUUCAAAGCAGACGCUAUUGCUGGGUUAGGGUCCCCCAUUACCUGCGCAGCCCACGGAUGCAUUAACAAGCACUAAGGAAAGAACUGGCCUCUUUGAAUACUGAACCCUUGUUUAAACCACAAUUACAAUUCCAUACUUAUUAUAACUGGGGUUUAACAUACAAAACACAUGCACAUUUGUUAUAUCAUGUUGGGACCUCCCAUAGAGUUCUAAUGUUCUUAAAUUAAGCUCAUUAUAAUUACUAUAGACUAACCAUAAUCCAAAUGAAAUCCCAAAACUUUCAGUAUUUGGCAAUUUAACAUGUAAAAGACUAAGGCUAUCAAUUAAUUAUUAAAUAAGUAUAAUUAAUUACAUGAUCUGAUUACUACUUAAUUAAAUUAAUUGCACUCUGUUCCAUUCCGUUGCGUUACAUCUAGUCAUCUAGCCAUUUUUGAACACAAGAAAUGCAUUAUUUACUUUCAGGUGGUACAAGCUUGAAUUAGAGUAUUUACAUACAGUAUGUGUCAGGGGGCAUGAUCAAAUGCAUAGUUUAUCACAAUGUUGCAUAUUAUGCAGAUUAUCUCACACCUGCCAGGCGCCCCAUAUUUCAGAGGUCCCUUGAUCUCCACACUGUACCAACAAAGUGGAAAAAAGCCAUUAUCAUACCUGUUGCUAAGAAACCAUGUCCACAGGAGAACAAUGAUUUCAUCUCUCUAACUUUGGUUGUAAUGAAGUGCAUGGAGAAGCUCAUAGUGAGGCAGCUGAAAAUUGAUGUAAGCCCUCAACUAGAUCCUUAUCAGUUUGCCUACACACACAAGAGAGGCACUGAUAAUGCAAUCAACAGCUUGGUCCACUUAGUGAUUAAACACCUAGAGAAUCCUAGGGCCUAUGCUAGACUGUUGUUUGUAGAUUUCGGUCCAGCUUUUAAAACUCUGCAACCUCAUGUUCUUCUGAAGACACUGCAGCAGAUGAAUGUCAAACCAUUCAUCAUCAACUGGUACCAUUCAUUUAUGGCCCAUUGCACACAACAGGUCAAGGUGAA